Molecule: messenger RNA, 2619 nt
Organism: Mya arenaria
Lineage: Eukaryota; Metazoa; Mollusca; Bivalvia; Myida; Myidae
Exons: 2
Coding region: 246-2210 (654 amino acids)
Biological process (GO): G protein-coupled receptor signaling pathway
Cellular component (GO): membrane
Molecular function (GO): G protein-coupled receptor activity
Source: RefSeq, a predicted model, not a curated record
AAAAACUUAUCACUUCUAUUCAUAUAUAUUUUCAAUUGCAGUUUUAAUAAAUUUUCGAAUGUCCGAGAUUUAAAAUUUAAUGCUCACGCAGGAACAAAUUAAACAUGCAAUCCGAAAGAGAAGGAACUCAAGAGUACACGUUAACACAGCUACUCGAAGAAUUCAUGAAUUCCAGAUGACAAACAAAGAAGAGAAACGGACCGAAAUAUUUUGAUAAAUGUAAGAACAAUUAACCACCAAUCAAAAUGCGUGGAAACGAAAGCGCAGAGGAACUUGACGAUAUUCUUCAAACACUGAACGAUGAAAAAGCUAUUGUUCUCAUACCUGCUAUGGUGUAUUGCGGAUUUCUCAUGAUUCUUGGAACUACAGGAAAUCUUAUGGUAGUGUAUUUUUACGGGUUCCAUUCCAAAACUACUUCAGCGACGUGUUUCAUCCUAGCUUUGGCAAUAUUCGACCUUAUAGCCUGCCUGUUCGGGAUUCCUAUAGAAAUCUCGGAUCUACGAUUGUUUUAUUUGUUUAAAAGCGUUCCAGCAUGUAGGUUACUCGUGUUUGUGAACCAUUUCGCAGUGAUUGCUUCAGCGUUCACGUUAUGUUUUAUAGCGAUAGACAGAUACAAGCGGAUUUGCAAACCGUUUGAACGUCAGAUGACUGUCAGAACGGCGCGUACAAUCAUAGGCAUCAGCGCCAUGUUUGGCGUCAUUCUUGGCUGGCCGUCGAUCGCGCUUUACACGGUUGAAAUUGUGAAUAUCAAUACAACAUACAAAGGAGAACCUAUAACAAUUGCUGGAUAUGAUUGUACGUCAGUGAAAGACGAAGCGUACGGACCGUACAAUAUGACGUUUAGUGCUAUACAGUUUCUUGGAUUUUUCGGUAUAACCACUGCUUUGAUAGUGUGCUACUUUCUCGUUGGACGUCAGUUGUAUAAGCAUAAGAAAUUUAGAUUUUACGUUGCACAGAAAGGAUUACGCCGGACGGCAAGUGGAAACGUCACAACGAUGACAACGUCAAAUACGGAGUAUGAGUCAUCGGACCCCGCAGCGACGUCAAUACCGAUUGCGUCCAUACCGGAAGAGGACGAGGAGGAGGAAUUAGAGGAAGUUGAAUACGAUGGACCAGACGACGACCCGCCACCGAUGCAAGAGUCUAUUCCGGACCUACGCGAACUUCUUGAGCUUGACGCCAAUGGUCUGCCAACCGUCGAUAACGACCGACCGCCGUCAGCGUGGCAUGAUAUAUUAGGACCUGGACGUCCUCUGUCGAACUGCAGUCGUCCGAACUCCAUCCUUACCGAUCUCAGUGGACGAUCGAGGGGAGGGAGCAUUAUGACAGUGAAGAGCGUUGUCAUUUGUGACGCCAGCGAGAACGAAGUGUUCAGCAUAGAACCACGUGACAAAUCUCAGAUUCCAGUGUGGCGUCCACGUAGCGCCAUGAGCGAUUCCACAUGGUCCAACAGUAUCACGCGGCCGGGGAGCGUGAGCAGCAUAAACGAGUUUUUACGACCGUCAAGCGUUUCGUCGAUUCGAAGCAUUCCGGACGAGAGUGAUCAUAAGAAACGUGAAAAUGAGAAUAAUCAAGUGAAUAACCUGAUACCAAUACCUAACGUAACGUCAAAACUAAAGCGUACACGAAGUGACGGUGUGGUAGACAGCAAGCGUUUACGUCGAAAUAAUAGUAGUAAAAGCAUCACGGGGAGCAAGAUAACGUCUGGCUUACGUAGAACGGCGAGCGAAGGCAACGCGACAGUUAAACGCACUAGCUCAACCGGAAGUUUAUCACCACGCAAGGGUCUGCGCAGAACCGGAAGUACCGAAAGCAACAAGUUAAACACUGAUACGGAUAAUCUAAAGGAUAUGAGAAUGAAGUUGUUGGACAUAAACACGAUCAAGUAUACCAUAAUCAUGAUUAUCAUCGCCUCUGUGUUCAUACUGAGUUGCGUCCCUUAUUUAAUCCUUGCCGUUUGGCGCGUUUAUUCUCAUGAAAAUUUGGUAUACGAGUUUUCUAACACUCACUUAGUAUUGUUCCAGAUAGGAAUAAGAUCGUAUUUUCUAAACUGUGCUAUUAAUCCAUUUAUCUACGGGUUUUUCAAUUCUCAAUUUAGGGCUCAUUUUUAUAAAGCGUGGUGUUGGUGCUGUGAGUCAAAGACAACGGAGGACAAUGAUGAAAAUGACACUCACAGACAUAAAAGUCCUCGCAGAAAUAACUAUACAUAGUUCUGCGAUGUACAAGUGAACAACAAAUCGUUAACAAUCGUGCUAACAAUACAACUUACGGAUUUGGGUGAGCUAUAAUAUUGACAAAAUCGUACGUGUAUAUGUAACCAUUGUCGGAUACCCACGAUCUAAUCUCUGCACUAUGCUAUCACCAGACACCCCAGACACUACUGCGCUACACUGACGUAGAAUACCCCGAUACUCUGGCAAAGGUCAAAUAGAACUAGGUUGACCAGAUCACUACACUUUUAAAAAGCCUCUUUAGACCACUCGCCUGUGGAGUAUUUAAUUGUAACAUGCGAUUUCAAAGAAUAGUCUCCCUGCUUCAUGUAACUGCACGUAAACGAGAUUUUCGAACGGCUUGUAUGAAGUUGAACACAAGAUAAUUUCGUGGUUGCCGAUGAUGAAA